Linum tenue is the source of this 4740-nucleotide messenger RNA. Lineage: Eukaryota; Viridiplantae; Streptophyta; Magnoliopsida; Malpighiales; Linaceae. The record is from the annotation of a GenBank genome assembly.
AUUAAAUACGAUCUAAGAAUUUAGUAAACAAGCCUAGCUCGAACUCGACUCGACUCGGCUCGCUAAUAAAUGGCUCGGGCUCGAGCUCAGCUCAUUUGUUAACGAGUCAAGCUCAAGCUGGGGUAAAACUCGGCUCAGCUCGGCUCAUUUGCAGCCCUAGUAGUGAUAAGUGAAUCGAUCCGAUGUGGACUCCGGCGAUGGAAACUGCAUCGUAGCGUCGCCACGUGGAAGAUUCCCUCGUCAGCAGGCAAAGGAGCCAAAUUCCAAUCGCAAACAAACGACGGAAAGGCCCGGAAUAAUGAUACCAAUUUCUCCGUUCAAAAUCGCUACUGGCCGAAUAGUUCAGUCACUAAACAACCCUCCUGGCCGGCGGAUUCCUUGGCCAAUUCAUCAUCCAUGGCUUCCGCCUCCACCUGCGCUACGCCGCCGUUGCGUCGUUGCCCUUUCUUCUUCCCACCGACGUCAACCUCUCCAUGCCGCCGCCUGCUCCUAUUCCCAAUCCCACCUUCCGGCCGCAUCUUCUUCACCAUUUCAGCACUAAUCGACGAAUCUCCAAGCGCCAGCAGGACGGCGGCAUUCUUCUCUCAUCCGGCACGGCGGGAGAGGAGGCCACGUGUACCUGCGAAAGUGUUUUCGCAGCUGGGGUAUCCGAUUAUUUCCCCCGACGACCACUGGGGAACGUGGACGGCGCUCUUCGGGGCCGGAGCUUUCGGUGUCUGGUCCGAGAAGACGAAGCUGGGGAGCAUGGUGAGCGCGGCGUUAGUGAGCACGUUGGUAGGGCUUGCGGGGAGCAAUUUGGGGAUAAUCCCUCAUGAAGCGAAAACGUAUUCAAUCGUGCUGGAGUUUCUGCUUCCAAUUACGAUUCCCCUGUUGCUGUUCAGAGCAGACUUGCGGAGUGUGAUUCAAUCUACUGGGAAACUGCUAUUGGCUUUCCUUCUUGGUUCAGGGUAGUUGAUGGAAGCAAUAGGAUCUUAAUGGUGGAGCAGAUGCCAAGGCUCUGUUUUUAUAUACGGCCACUGUUAUUGGAACUUUAGUGGCUUUUCUGCUGGUGCCUAUGAGAUCACUUGGCCAGGACAACUGGAAGAUAGCUUCUGCUUUGAUGGGGAGUUACAUUGGUGGAGCUGUUAAUUAUGUCGCAGUUUCAGAAGCUCUGGGGACUUCCCCGUCUGUUGUGGCAGCAGGAAUAGCUGCGGACAAUGUGCUUACUGCUAUAUACUUCAUGGUUCUAUUUGCAAUGGCUGCUAAAAUACCGCGUGAGCCAUCAAUGUCAACUAAUGAGGUUGAAGGGACUGCCAAAUCGGAUUCUGAAGCAAAGACGACUGUGCUACAGAUGGCUACAGCUAUUGCCAUCUCUAUCUCCAUAUGCAAGGCUGCAACAUUUCUCACCCAGUCAUUCAAGAUCCAAGGAGGCACUCUCCCAGCUGUGACAGCUCUUGUUGUCAUCCUAGCAACAGCUUUUCCUGCUCAAUUCAGUUUUCUAGCCCCUGCUGGCGACACCCUUGCUGUAAUUCUGAUGCAGGUGUUCUUCGCCGUGGUGGGAGCUGGUGGGAGCAUAAUGAAUGUCAUCAACACAGCACCUAGCAUAUUCCUUUUUGCUCUCAUUCAAGUAACGGUCCAUCUUGCUGUGGUUCUGGGUUUGGGAAAGCUGUUCCGGUUUGACCUGAAGCUAUUACUUCUAGCGUCCAAUGCCAACGUUGGAGGCCCUACGACGGCUUGUGGGAUGGCAACAGCUAAAGGAUGGAGUUCCCUGGUCGUCCCUGCGAUCCUCGCAGGCAUCUUUGGUGUCUCUAUCGCAACGUUUCUUGGCAUUGGGUUCGGCAUGAUGGUCCUCAGACACUUGUGAUCAUCAGAUUUCAGCAGUAUAGAGGAAACCUAAAUCUUUUUCUUGGUUUCCUGCAUUUCCUUAGAGCAAAGCAUAUUCUGUUGCUCAUUGGAUGCUCCUGAAUAGAAUAUGGUUGCUUGCUGGAAAGUCCUCUUCUGGCAAAGUCAACUGCUUGUACUUUGUUUUUAUCAGGUCAACUGUACUUUCAUUAUUUGCCCAACUGUACUGCUUUUCUUAGCAGUCAGUGAUUACUGUACUGGCAGUAACAUACAAUGUUAGGAGGAGACUGAAUAGUGAAUACUGUUUGAUAAUUCCGACGAGGGUUUAUGUCGUAGUGGUAAUGUUACGAACUUAAUAGAUCAUCGAAUGAAGUACAGUAUGCUACCUGAAUACAAAAACCAGUACAGUAUGCUUCAUCGAAGACUUUUUUUUCCCUGUACGAUUUCACGGAUGACGUGGACUUGGGGAUGUAUUAUAAAAACGUGGUACAGAAUGAAGUGCAGAGGAUCACCCAUCCCUCUUUUAGAAGAGAACAAACAAAUGAGGAACCUAAACGCCGUCGUUGGGGCAGUCUUGCUGGUUGCCUUAGUGGGAUGGCUGAUGAUAUGGGUAAUGCUGCCCACAAAGGCUUACAAGAAUUCAUGGGAUCCAAACCUUUCAUCCACCCACUUCAACUCGGUUUAUUUCCAGGGACAAGGGACGAACCUUCUGCUCUUCUCCUUUCCUGUCAUGUUCAUAGCUGCUUUGGGAUGUGUUUAUCUUCAUUUCCACACCAGACUCCAGGAACCCUUCUCAUCCUCCAAAAGAGAAGUCAAACCCAAACUAAUUUCUCCCUUGUGGAGGCCAUAUGUGAUCUCCCCGCUGGGCAUAGUCACAGGAGUGGAGCUGGCUUUCAUGGCGAUGUUCAUAGCACUCCUCAUCUGGUCCCUGGCCAAUUACGUAUACGUUAGUUUUGGCCACCUCCACAUGCACAAACAAGGAGAAAAGAUAAUGCAUGCAUGCAGUUGGCAGGCCAAGUUUCGCAGCGUAUCACUGAGGCUAGGCUACGUUGGGAACAUAUGCUGGGCGUUUCUCUUCUUCCCUGUAACUAGAGGGUCGUCGUUGCUGCCUCUUCUAGGGCUCACUUCGGAGUCCACCAUCAAGUACCAUAUUUGGCUAGGCCACGUUUCUAAUGUCCUCUUUGCUCUCCACACAAUUGGGUUCGUCGUGUAUUGGGGGAUGACUAACCAGAUGUCCGAGAUGUUGGAGUGGAGCAGGACAUAUGUAUCGAAUGUGGCUGGAGAAAUAGCAAUGGUGAUAGCGGUGGUAAUGUGGGUGACCAGUUUUGGUCGUGUUAGGAGAAAGAUGUUCGAAGUCUUCUUCUACACUCACCAUCUCUACGUUUUGUACAUACUGUUCUACCUGCUCCACGUUGGUGCUGAUUACCUGUGCAUGAUCCUUCCUGGGAUGUUCCUUUUCAUGAUCGAUCGUUACUUGAGGUUCUUGCAGUCUCAAAGGAAUGCCAGAUUGAUCUCUGCUCGACUCUUGCCUUGUGGUAGCGUUGAACUCAACUUCUCCAAGUGCCCUGGGUUGAAAUAUAAUCCAACAAGCAUAUUGUUCAUAAAUAUCCCCACCAUUUCCAAGCUGCAAUGGCAUCCUUUCACUGUCACUUCAAAUAGCAACUUGGAGCCCAAUAAUCUCAGUUUGGUCGUAAAAAGUCUUGGAAGUUGGUCACGAAAACUUUCCCAACAAAUAUCCUCCUCCGUAGAUCGUCUCCAAGUCUCAGUUGAAGGCCCCUACGGACCCAUUUCAUCCCAUUUUCUCCGGCACGAGGAACUAGUACUAAUCAGUGGCGGAAGCGGAAUCACUCCCUUCAUUUCCAUAAUCCGCGAAAUCAUCUUCCAGAGCUCAAACCCUAACCCACAAAUCCCAUCACGAAUCCUUCUGAUUUGCGCUUUCAAGAACUCCACGGAUCUCGCCAUGCUCGACCUCCUGCUGCCCUUCGAUGGCACGCCCCAUCCGAUUCCCGAGUUGUUGAACCUUCAGAUCGAAGCCUACAUCACCAGAGAGAAAGACCAGCCCACCGAUUCUGAGAAACAACCGGCCCAAACCAAACGGUUCAACCCGGCCCAAUCGGACGGCCCCAUCUCGGCGAAUCUCGGGCCCAACGCAUGGCUCUGGCUCGGUGCAAUAAUACUGUCAUCUUUCGCCCUGUUCGUCGUCCUCCUCGGGGUUGUGACUCGGUUUUAUAUCUACCCGAUUGACCGGAAUGCCCACGACGGCAGCUACCACUACUCCUACUUCGUCCUCUGGGACGGCUUCCUCGCCUGUGCCGGCGUACUCGCUGUGUCUUCUGCGGUUUUCCUCGUCAAGAAAAGGAGGGAUUUGGCGGAAGGGAAUAGAGUGAAAGGCCUGGAAGUGGGAGUUUCGCCGCCGCCGCCGGGAAGUUUUGUCGGAGAGGUGGAAAGUGUGCCGGUGCAGUGCGUUGCUGGAGCUACCAACGUGCAUUUUGGGCGGAGGCCUGAUCUCAAGAGGAUACUGUUGGAUUGCGGAGCGUCGGACGUUGGGGUGAUGGCUUGUGGGUCGAGAUCGUUGCGGCAUGAAGUAGCCCAGAUCUGUUCGCCUGGCUCGGCCCAAAAUCUGCACUUUGAGUCCAUUAGUUUUAAUUGGUGAUCCACUACUGUCUUCUCAAAUUCCUCACUUUUCUGUGUCAAUUAUGGAUUUGGAGUUGUCAGAAGUUUGAAAAGUGAGUUGAGAGAAAGACUGCCUAGCGCUCUAACGGAUUUGAGAGCUAGGGCCGCACGAUUGAGAGUAAGGUCGUGACAAGUGGUAUCAGAACCCCGUUCGGCUUUGUGCUAGCAAAGUAGAAGCUAUAGCCAGAAGGAAAGGAAGAGCCUCACCAAAAAUGUCGGGAUCAGAUAGCGGCGUUACCGAGCAUG